Clarias gariepinus (North African catfish) is the source of this 5929-nucleotide messenger RNA. It is a transcript of the gene prdm16, whose product is annotated as PR domain containing 16. Bases 492 to 4403 code for a protein of 1303 amino acids. Lineage: Eukaryota; Metazoa; Chordata; Actinopteri; Siluriformes; Clariidae. Gene Ontology annotation, molecular function: RNA polymerase II cis-regulatory region sequence-specific DNA binding; DNA-binding transcription activator activity, RNA polymerase II-specific; histone H3K9 methyltransferase activity. Gene Ontology annotation, cellular component: nucleus. Gene Ontology annotation, biological process: regulation of transcription by RNA polymerase II. The record is from RefSeq and is a predicted model, not a curated record. The transcript has 17 exons.
CAUAAAUGCUAGAUUUCAUACAUUACCUUCCUCUAGUCAAUGCACUAUUGUUGACAAAAUAUUUUCUGAAUGAGUUAAAUGCUCAAAUCACCUUGCAGAGAUGCGACCUUCACCCUGUCAAGCACUUUUUGUCGUCCCGCGCUGGAGCUGAUUCGGCAGGUUGGCGAAAAACACGACUUACUCCUCUCUAACAAGCAUAGAAAGGAGUGCGUGCGCGCGCGCGCGUGUGUGUGUUGGGGGGGCGAGAUGGUGCGGAGCGAAGGAGGAGGAGGAGGGAAAGAGAUAAGUGAUCUGAAGGAGAGACGAUAGGACAAAAAAAGUGAUGAUGAUGAAUACAUUGGAAAGUUUUUUUGGCCCCGACGUCGGUGUCAGAUUGAAUGGCCUGUGCGCAUGUGCGAAGGUGUCCGAACUGACAAUGCUCGUGAGAUGAAGAUAGUGCUGCUGCCGCUUCUGAGCUCAAGGAGGACGAGAGGAAUCCACAAGCCGACGAGAUGAGAUCCAAGGCGAGGGCGAGAAAACUGGCCAAAAAUGACAGUGAGGCAGUAGACAGCAUGUACGGCACAGAGCUGAACCCUGCAGCGGGUGAGAGUGCGGAGGAGGAGACGGAGGACAGCGUCAUGUCCCCAAUCGCCAUGGGCCCUGCCUCGCCCCAGCCCAACAACGAAGACUUCACUCCUAAAGAAGGGUCGCCCUACGAGGUGCCUGUCUACAUUCCUGAUGACAUUCCCAUUCCUGCCAACCUGGAGCUGCGCGAGUCCUCCGUGCCAGGUGCUGGCCUCGGCAUCUGGGCCAAAACCAGAAUCGGGAUGGGCGAACGCUUCGGACCGUUCCACGGGCUGCACAGUUCCACCAUCAAAGAGACCACUUAUGGAUGGGAGCAAAUGCUGAACGAUCAUGAAGUGUCCUCGCAGGAUAGCUGCAUCAAAAAGGUAGUGGACGACAUGGGCAAUGUAAAGUUCUGCCUGGAUGAAACGCUGGAGGCUAGCGGGAGCUGGCUAAAAUACGUACGGGCAGCGCCGUCCUAUGAGGAGCACAACCUGGCUGUUUGUCAGAUUAGUGAAGAUCAGAUUUAUUAUAAAGCCAUCAGGGAUAUUGAGGCUGGGGAGGAGUUGCUGAUUUCUAUGAAGGACGGAGUUUUCCCCGAGGGCUCGAUGGCACCUAACCUGGAAGAUGAGCAAAUGUACCGCUGUGAAGAUUGUGAUGAGCUCUUCUCGUCAAAGCUGGAGUUGCGACGGCACCAGAAAUACUCUUGCAACCCCGGAAGCUCAAUUUUUGAUUCGUUAAGUGAAGACCUCAAACAGGAGCGAGAUGACAACGAUGAACCAGUGCAUGAGUGUAAAGACUGUGAAAAGAUCUUUCCUAGCGAGUAUAGUCUUGGUCAGCAUAUGGUUGUACACACUGAGGAGAGGGAGUACAAGUGUGACCAGUGCCCUAAAGCUUUCAACUGGAAGUCCAACCUCAUUCGUCAUCAGAUGUCUCAUGACAGUGGAAAACGCUUUGAGUGUGAAAACUGUGAUAAGGUAUUCACAGACCCCAGCAACCUGCAACGCCACAUUCGCUCACAGCAUGUUGGUGCCCGUGCCCACACCUGCCCUGAGUGUGGCAAGACCUUCGCCACAUCCUCAGGUCUCAAGCAGCACAAACACAUCCACAGCAGCGUGAAGCCAUUCAUGUGCAUGUGUGUUCUACCAGGUGAGGUGUGUCACAAGUCCUAUACCCAGUUUUCCAACCUGUGCCGCCACAAGCGAAUGCAUGCAGACUGCCGCACCCAGAUCAAGUGCAAGGACUGUGGGCAAAUGUUCAGCACUACCUCCUCCCUCAAUAAGCAUCGGCGCUUCUGUGAGGGGAAGAACCAUUAUAGUCCUGGAGGCAUAUUCACGCCGGGCAUCCCUAUGACCUCCAGUCCUAUCAUGGGCAAGUCCAAGUCACAUCCUGGCCUGAAUCACGGUGGACUUGGCUUUGGUGAUUACUUCCCCUCUCGGCCACAUCAUCCAGGCCUGCCCUUCUCUACUGCCCCUCCUGCAUUCCCAUCUCUUUCUCAUGGCUUUACAGGGAUCUUUCCCCCAUCAUUAUAUCCUAGACCCACAUUGUUACCCCCUAGCCCAUUACUAAAGAGUCCACUAAGUAAUAGUCAAGAUGGGAAGCUUCCUCAUAGUCCCCUUGAUGCCCCUACUCUCCCAAUUGUCACAUCUAUUAGCAACACCAAUGGUAAUGCAGUUAGUGGCCUUAGCCAGUCAGAGGUGAGUCGUGACUCUAAGCAGGAUCUGUCUAUGUCAGACAGCAAGAAUAAGGUGAAAAUGAGUGACGUGUCUGACGGAAGUGACUUGGAGGAUAUUAACACCACCAGCGGCACUGAUCUCGACACCACCACUGGCACAGUUUCUGGCUCUGACCUGGACAGUGAAGCAGAGAGUGAGCGAGAAAAGAGUCGAAGGAAACAUAGACAAGAAAGCAAACAAGAGGAGGUCAACCACAAUGUAGUGUCUGUGUCCAGCUCAGGUAAUCUUCCUCAUGAUCGCCCUUUCCUCUCUUCCCAGCAUUCCUUCUUUCCUCCACCCGAGGAGCAGGCACUCCAACCUACUGGUGCCACAACUGACUCCAUUAAAGCCAUCGCUUCCAUUGCUGAAAAGUAUUUUGGGCCAGGCUUUAUGGGCUUGCAGGAGAAGAAAAUGGGCUCUUUGUCUUACCCUUCCAUGUUCCCUUUUCAGUUCUUACCAAACUUCCCACAUUCCUUGUACCCUUUCACAGACAGAGCACUCAACCCCAACAUGUUCCUAAAACCAGAACCCAAAUCACCUCGUGAGCACAUACAGAAAAUGGCUACCACCACUGCCACAGAGUCACCCUUUGACCUCACUACCAAGCCCAAGGAAGUGAAGCCUUUCCUUCCACCCACCAUCAAGCCCUCUAGUGCACUUCUUCCCAGUGGAGAGGACCAGCCUCUGGAUCUAAGCAUAGGAGGUCGGAGCAGAGCCAGUCAGAAUGGUGGAACCCCUGAGCAGCGGAAGAACCACAUCCAUAGCACCAACUGCAAGACGCCAGCUAAAGAUGAGCAUCCAGUGCUGAACCAGUCUCAGAACCUCCAUCAGCCCCAGAUGCCUCAGCAGCAAGUGUCCCUUCCACAGCCUCCUCCUCAGCAGCAGCCAUCGCUUCACUACGCCAAGCCUUCACCCUUCUUCAUGGAUCCCAUCUACAGCAGGGUGGAGAAAAGGAAACUGAUAGAUCCUGUAGGAGCACUGAAGGAGAAGUACCUGAGACCAUCUCCCCUGCUCUUUCACCCUCAGGUGUCUGCGAUGGAGAACAUGACCGAGAAGCUGGAGAACUUUGGCGCUUUGAAACUGGAUGCUCCAAAUUCACUACAGCACUCGUCACAUCACCUCUUCAACUUCCGCUCGCCUCCUCCUUCUCUGUCUGACGCCAUCCUCCGCAAAGGCAAAGAACGCUAUGCCUGCAGGUACUGUGGGAAAAUCUUUCCCAGGUCGGCUAAUCUUACCAGGCACUUACGAACUCACACAGGAGAACAACCCUACAGAUGUAAAUACUGUGACCGUUCCUUCAGCAUCUCGUCCAAUCUCCAGCGACACGUUCGCAACAUCCACAACAAAGAAAAACCCUUCAAGUGCCACCUGUGUAACCGCUGCUUUGGUCAGCAGACCAACCUGGACCGCCACUUAAAGAAACACGAGCAUGAGAAUAUCCCAGUGAGCCAGCACUCUGGGAUUCUCUCAAAUUUGGGAACAAACAUCUCCUCUCCGAACUCCGAACCGGACAAUCAUGCACUUUUAGAUGAAAAAGAGGACUCGUAUUUCUCAGAGAUUAGAAAUUUCAUCUCUAACAGCGAGUUGAACCAGGCUUGCAGCUCCUCUGAGAAAAGGUCAGAAAUGACGGAGGACGAGCGUCCUGAGAGCCACGCCGUCACAGAUUCCAAGCUCGACGAAGAGGAAGAAGAGGCGGAGGGAGAUGAUGAAGACGAAGAAGGUUCGUUAACAGAAAAAUCCCAGGAUGAGAUGACUUCUCCCGCCACAAUGGUGCAAGGCACUUACGACGACGACGAUGAAGCUGCUCCGCUCUCCAUGACCUACGAACACCCCCGCAGGUGUAUUGAGGAAGACGCAGGCCUGUUAGAUCUGGAGCCUCUGCCUGGCUUUCCAAAGGGCCUGGAGCUCCAUAAGCCUGCUGAUGAGCCAUUUGAUGUUAAAGACAUUUUUAACACCUCGUUAGAGUCUGAAGCGCUGAAAGAAACACUCUUGAGGCAGGCUAAAACCCAGGCUUAUGCAAUGAUGCUCUCUUUGUCGGAGAACAACCCCCUGCAUCCAUCCUCCCAGAACUCACUAGAUGCCUGGCUGAACAUGGGAGGAGGCCCUUCAGAAACCAGCUCCUUUCACCCACUCAACCACAUCUAAGCCCAGAGAGCAAGUGGUCAGGGAGUGGUUGGAGAGAGGGGGGAGGGGGCAGUUGGAAUGGGUAAAGACCACGAUGCGUGUGUUACAAUAGCACAUGAAGGAAUACCAGUGAUGCUUACAGUAGAUGAAUCACCACUCAACUGGGAAAAAGGGAGGGGGGGCAGGGGGCGAGCUUAGCUGAAAGACUGUUAGCCGAAACAGAGAAGUGAACCAGUAGAGCUCUAGAUAUCUCCACAGCAGAGAAACAAAAGACUGACUACACCACCCCACUCUGUACAACUCCAGAUCUGUCUUAAGCUCAAUCUGCAGUUUUCUCCUCAGAAACUCUACCUUGUAUCCCUGUGACAUCACAAAUAUGUUUCAUUCAUACGUUCUCCUGACAGCCAUGCUUAUUAAAAUGAACACAGAGGAAAGGAAAAAAGGAACUAUAAAGGUAUUUUGUUUUGUUUGCUGAUACGGUCUGAUCUGAUUAAGUUCCCAAAACAUAUCUUAUGCAGUGGCACAAUCAGACCACAGGAGGUCACACCGAGACAGCAUCUGAACAGUUUUGUUUGUCUUCUAGAUGUCUUAAACUACACUGCAGAGCCAAUUUACAAAAUGGAUCAGAUUUAACACAAUAUACAGAUGAGCCAUAGAAAUAAACACAAUAACAUCUACUGCUAAUCAUAUCCAUCCUCUUUGAUUGUGUUGGUCAUCAUCAGAGUAGUAGAACAGAAGCAGAGAUCAAAGCAUGGCUGCACAACUCAGUACAUCACCCUAACCAUGUUACUGUCAGGAUUGCCAUUUUGUCCCCACUGAAACGUUAAGUUAUUCUCCUCCUGACGUUCUCAUACAUUCGAAACACUCUUGUUUUUGUAUGUGAUUUUUUUUUUCUUUUAUCAACAGUAUUGUUUUCUUUUGAGCACAUCUCUGUGCUUAAAUUGUUAAUAUAAUUAUUUAGUGAAGGACCAAAUUUGUAUAAUAAUGUUGUAAGAUGUACAAAAUCAUUUUGGAAAAAAAAAAAUCAUAGCAAAGAGUGUUGUGUGCCAAAUAACCCUUUCUUUCUUGGACAAUCAUUUAUUUUCCCUGUGUUUUUUUUCUGUUUUAGUCUUUUUUUCCUUUUCUGUCUAUCUCUUUGCCUGGUCAUGGUAUGUAUUUGAUUUGAGGUGCAUUUGAUUUCUAUUUAUUUUAGUUGUUUCAUCAUUAUAGGAAAACAAAAAUCUUCUAAAAAAAAAAAAAAAAGAAAAGAAAAACUGACCCAGUUUCACCCAGUUGUUGAAGGAAGUAAAUCUAUGGACUGAGACUUUUAAUCUCAUGAUGCUCUGAAGGAUAUUGUAUAGAGACCGGUAUGCCAAAAUGUAAAUGACAAAAUCGACUAUUUUAUUUAAAACUUUGGCGUCGGCACCAGUCUGUUUGUGUUCAUUGUAAGGUUUGUUUUUUUUACUUUUCACUUUUUUGACCAUUUUAACCUGUACAUACAGUGUGUGAUGUUGAACAAAUAUUUUUUUUUUAUGAAUCCUUUUGAUUAAAGCAUCAGGUCACUUGAA